AUGAAGUUCUCUACCAUCUUCCUCAUAAUCACCUCCGUGGCUACUGCCAUGGCCGCUGCUCUUCCUGAGCCUGAAGUCGAGAUAUCCGGCAAGCUUGUUUCUCGCGAUGAGUUCGAGCUUGCUAUUCGUCAGGCGGGAUGCUCUGCUUGGACUCAAGCAUUUAUGGAUCAGGACCAUCUGCUAGCUUUCGGGUACCGAAACCUGUGA
Molecule: messenger RNA, 207 nt
Organism: Fusarium tjaetaba
Lineage: Eukaryota; Fungi; Ascomycota; Sordariomycetes; Hypocreales; Nectriaceae
Exons: 3
Coding region: 1-207 (68 amino acids)
Source: RefSeq, a predicted model, not a curated record